Molecule: messenger RNA, 950 nt
Organism: Tauraco erythrolophus (red-crested turaco)
Lineage: Eukaryota; Metazoa; Chordata; Aves; Musophagiformes; Musophagidae
Source: RefSeq, a predicted model, not a curated record
CAAGUGAAGUCAAUCGAGCGCUUCCUGCGGCGCCUGGAGUUUCACGCGAGCAAGAUAGAUGAGCUCUACGAGGCUUAUUGCAUCCAGCGGCGCCUCCGCGACGGAGCCCACAACAUGGUCAAGGCUUACAGCACGGGCUCGCCGGGCAGCCGGGAGGCACGUGAGAGCCUGGCCGAGGCCAGCAAGGGCUACAAGGAGUACACGGAGAACAUGUGCCUGUUGGAGAACGAGCUGGAGAGCCAGCUGGGCGAGUUCCACGUCCGGAUGAAAGGAUUGGCAGGCUUUGCCCGCCUCUGUGCUGGUGACCAGUAUGAGAUCUUCAUGAAGUACGGACGGCAGCGGUGGAAGCUGCGGGGGCGCAUCGAGGUGAACAGCAAGCAGGUGUGGGACAGCGAGGAAAUGGUUUUCUUGCCCCUCGUCACCGAGUUCCUCUCCAUCAAGGUGACGGAGCUGAAGAGCUUGGCCAACCACGUUGUGGUGGGCAACGUGUCCUGCGAGACCAAGGACCUCUUUGCAGCUCUGCCUCAGGUAGUGGCUGUGGAUAUCAAUGACCUGGGAACCCUCAAACUCAGCCUGGAGGUGACCUGGAACCCCUUCGACAAGGACGACCAGCCCUCGGCAGCCAGCACUGUCAACAAGGCCUCCACAGUGAACAAGAGGUUCUCCACCUACAACCAGAGCCCGCCUGACACGCCGUCCCUGCGGGAACAGGCUUUCUAUAGCCCUGGGCGGGCGGCCGACAAGCAUGACUGGUCCUUGCUGGACAUCUUUCGGGAGACACUCUUCGAGAAGCUGUCUCAGAGCUGCUCCUGCGGCGACGUCUCCUCGGCCGAGCUCGGGAGAUGGCCGCAGCAGGGCCGCAACAUGCUGCGGCGCCAGGAGGAGCUGGAGAACGGCACAGCCUGGUCCAUCUCCUCCGAGUCCUCGGACGACUCCUCCAGCCCCCAGCU